Molecule: messenger RNA, 1320 nt
Organism: Microthlaspi erraticum
Lineage: Eukaryota; Viridiplantae; Streptophyta; Magnoliopsida; Brassicales; Brassicaceae
Source: the annotation of a GenBank genome assembly
AUGAUUGCAUCUACGGUGAAGCCACUGUUCGUAUUAGUAUUAACUUUCUCGCUUCUCCUCGUCGUCAUUCUUCUAUCUCCGUCGCCGCCACGUUUCCUGCAGAUUCCGGUGCCUUCAGGCUCAUCAGUGGGUUCUGAGAUAUGGAGUGUGAAGAGGAUAAUUGAAUGGAGGCCAUGCAAAUGGUGGUUACAAGGACAUCUCACUCCUCUCCCAGCUAAAACCAAUGGAUACAUCCGUGUUGAUUGCUAUGGAGGCCUUAAUCAGAUGAGACGUGAUUUGUGUGAUGGUGUUGGGAUUGCUCGUUUGUUGAAUGCUACACUUGUUCUGCCAAAGUUUGAGGUAGCUGCUUAUUGGAACGAGUCAAGUGGAUUUGCAGAUGUGUUUGAUGUAGACUACUUUAUUCAAAAGAUGAGUGGUUUCAUCGAAGUCGUUAAAGAACUGCCACUAGAUCUUGCAUCAAAAGAACCAUUCAAAGUAGACUGUAGCAAAAGGAAAGGUCAAUUUGAUUACAUCGAAAGUGUUCUUCCAUCAUUGUUGGAACAUCAUUACAUUUCUUUCACACCUGCAAUGAGCCAACGCAGGGACAGGUAUCCUCAGUUUGCAAGAGCCACUCUGUGUCAAGCCUGUUAUUCAGCUUUACGUCUCACUAGUUCCUUGGAGAAGAAGGCCAUCGAGCUUUUAGAAGCCAUUCCCAAACCCUUCUUGUCGCUUCACCUCAGAUUUGAGCCGGACAUGGUAGCAUACAGCCAAUGUGAAUAUCCAAACCUCUCUCCUUCAUCUAUCGCCGCCGUUGAAGCUGCUCGUGUUGAUAGGAAGCCAUGGACUGGAGAGCUAGCUCAGACUUGGAGAAAGCGAGGCAAAUGCCCUCUGACUCCUAAUGAAACAGUUUUGAUGCUUCAGUCACUUAACAUUCCAACAAGCACAAACAUUUACUUAGCAGCUGGUGACGGUCUAAUGGAGAUGGAAGGAUUCACAUCCGUUUAUACAAACGUCUUCACAAAGUCUGCUCUACUUAACCAAGAGGAUUUCACAAGAAUGCAUGGAAACACAAAAGCUGCUUUGGAUUAUCAUGUCUCCAUCAACAGUGACGCCUAUGUGGCUACCUACUUUGGGAACAUGGAUAAGAUCGUUGCAGCGAUGCGAACAUAUAAACAGAUGCAUAAUACUCUGUUCCUGAGCAGAAAAGCAUUUGCAGAACUCACUUCUCAGGGGCUUGAAGGGGAAGAGUUGAAGAAAGCUCUUUGGGAAGUUCAUAAAAAAGAUUUUGCUAUUGGGAGAGGCUUUGCUUUGCCUGACUGCUUCUGUGAAUUUGAGCUGUAA